Cladocopium goreaui is the source of this 1482-nucleotide messenger RNA. Lineage: Eukaryota; Dinophyceae; Suessiales; Symbiodiniaceae. The record is from the annotation of a GenBank genome assembly.
AUGGCGCGAAAGGCCAAACAGAAGGCCAAGGCCUCUGAGGCCCCCCGAUCUCGGGCCUUCGUUGCAUGUCACCAAGCCGAAACUGGUCACGCUGGUCAUGGCCCAGUCUUGGGGCAUCCGGAACAGGCAGAACGGGUGAGAGCUUGUGGCGAUCGUCUCCGUGCCAAUAAAUCACUUUGGUCGUUGCUGAAGAAGCUCCCAGCAAGGAGAGCUACUGACUCUGAGCUGCAACUGGCUCAUGAUGAGAGCCAUAUAAAAGGCCUUACCAAGUUAGCAGAUUUGGCUGCCACUGGAAAGACACAAUUCGUCCCACACGGCCCCAUGUGCAUGAACGGACCAAGAUCCGAAGUUCGAGUUGAUGAAGGCGAUUCAUCUGAUGAUACGUAUGUGACCUCUGGAAGCCUGGAAGCUGCCCGAUUUGCCGCGGGAGGCAUACUACAAGGGGUUGAUGAGAUGUUGAUGGAGGACGGCUUGCAACGCGGUCUGGUUUUGUGUCGUCCUCCAGGGCAUCACGCGAGCAGAGCACGUUCCUCGGGAUUUUGUUUGGUGAACAAUGUUGCUAUAGCAGCAGCUUAUGCACUGAGCUGUGAAGGCAUCGAACGUGUUUUGAUUUUUGACUGGGACGUUCAUCACGGUCAAGGAACUCAGCAAAUUUUCGAGCAAUCAGACGAAGUGCUCUUCAUCAGUUUUCACCGACAUGAUGGUCAGUCAUUUUACCCAGCGACAGGAAGUCCCUUUGAGAUUGGCUGUGGACAUGGAAAAGGUCUCACAGUGAAUGUUGCCUUACCUCAGGGUUUUGAGGAUCUUGCCUUGUGGAGCGCAUGUGCACAGGUGUUGGUUCCCAGCACCAGAAGCUUCAAACCAGACCUGAUCCUGAUCAGUGCAGGAUUUGAUGCCGCCGCAGGUGACCCCUUGGGCGGAUGUUCUGUAACUCCACAACUCUUCGGCCUUCUCACCCGCGAAAUAUUGAAACUCUCCACAGAGACUGCACAUGGACGAGUACUGCUUGCACUUGAAGGUGGUUAUAAUGUUGAUGUGCUGGCAGAAUGCGUUGAAGAUGUCAUGACUGCACUGGUGGAUGAGGUGGAUCUCGGAACUGCUCCGUUUGCAAGCGCACCAGACUGGCUGAAGGGCAAGUCUUGCCAGGGCCCUAUCCGAAAGACUUGCGAGGUACACAAGGGACCACCACUCCGGCUGCCCAUGCCGCUAUCCAAAGCUGAAAGGAGGCGGUCAUCAGAGUUGGAGAUGGAGGCCUCAAAGCGCUCUAUGUCAAAAGACAUAAAAGAAAUGGACUCUCAAAGCGCUGAAAGCGCUCAAAGUGACGUUGAAGUGAGCGCUGUGAGCAAAGACACUGAGCUGACGACUGAUAGAAAGCUCACUUCAGAGGAUUUGUCAGCGACUGUGCAGGUCGCCGAAGGUAGACUCAAGGCAAGAUCUCCCCCGUGCAUCCGUUGCCAGUCCGUUGCCUGUACACCAAUUUAG